ACCUCUCUCUCUCUCUCUCUCUCUCCAAGGAGGCGCUCGGUUCACGGUUUGGUUCAGUUCACAGGUGAUUGCAAUGUUCUGGAUAUUUUUGUUAACAUUUGCCAUAUCUGAAAUGGCGAAUGGAUGCAGUACUAAAGCAAAUCAGAUUGACAGAUGUCCUGCAGAUGUAAUGACAACAGUUUAUGCCCUUGAAGGCGAACAUGCCCGCUUACGUUGUAGAUUGUGUGUCUCAUCUACUUGUCAUGCCAUGAAUGACCUUCAAACAAAUGGAUCUGCAAUUACUUGGUUUAAGGACCUACAUGGAAAUGGUAGUAUUGAACUUGUAGGAAGAACAGGCAGGUUUACUGUUGAAGGAUUCUUGCUCGGUUUUUGGCCUGCAACCUUGAAUGAUACUGGAAGAUACUUCUGUUUGUUCUUCAAUGGAACUCACAAUAUCAUGGGUGAAAACGUGACUUUGGAUGUUACACCAAUCAAUGAAGGUUGUUACACUGAAGAACUAACAUAUGAACGAGAUGCUGACAUUGGAACAUCUAUUGAAUUGCUUUGUCCACAAAUGGAAGAGUACCAGAAUAAUAAAGAAGAUCUGAAAUGGUACAAGGAUUGUCAGGAUUACAUUUACACAGGAUCAUCACUACUGUUUAAUAAACUUAAAAAAGAAAAUGCAGGAUAUUACACUUGUACACUUACACUUGAACAUUCAGGAGUACAAUACAAAACUACAAGGACAUUGACAUUGACAUUGAAAGAAUCUCCUGCCAAACCAAAUUUAAUUUACCCACUUGAAGAACGUAUUGAAGUGGUUUUAGGUGAAAAUAGAACAAUUAAUUGCACAGCUUUUGCUAACAGCACAAGGAGUCUACCGAUUCAGCUAAAUUGGUAUUUUAACAACUCCCCCGUGGCUACAUGUAAUCGAGCAAAGUCUGUGUGCAAGAGUUUUAGGAGAACUGACAUUAAAAACAACGGAAGAUAUACUAUACGUCCAUUGGUGUUUACUCAAAUUAAAGAGGAGCAUCUGAAUCAAAUCUUUAAUUGUGUUUUAACAACUCCCAACCACAUUGUUUCUGGAUACAUUAUUCUGCAAGAGAAAGGCAAGAGCAAUGUUCAUGGAGUUGUUAAAUUAUUAACUUCCAUUGUUGUACUUGUCUUUGUGGCGAUUGUGUGUCUAUAUUUCCAUGUACAAAUUGUCCUUUGCUUCAGAGAUGUCACUGGUAGAGAUGAUACUCUUGAAGACGGUAAGGAAUAUGACGCAUAUGUGUUACUCCUUGAGAGUAAAAAGACCCUCCUUGAUACUAAGGAAGAACAACAAUUUGCAUUGGAACUAUUACCUGCAAUUCUAGAAAAACAAUUUGGAUACCGACUGUGUAUAUUUGAACGUGAUGUUCCUCCAGGAGGAAGCUCUGCAGAUAAUAUACUUUCUUAUAUAAAGAAAUGCCGAAGAUUGAUUAUAAUUCUCUGUGAAGAAUAUUUGGACAAUCAAUGCAGCUCUACCUAUGAACUAAUGACUGGACUGUAUCAGGUAUUGGUUGAAAGAAAAAUAAAACCAAUACUUAUUGAAUUUAAACCUCUAAGCAGCCCUAAGUUACUACCAGAGUCACUUCAACUUGUUCUGAAGUCAAAAAGAAUUGUGAAAUGGAAGGGUAAUGAGCCGAUCUUGAAAAAUUCUUAUUUCUGGAAGAAGCUGCGAUACUUGAUGCCAGCUAAAGGUGGUCAACGAGUAAAACAUUCACAACAUAAUGUGGUUUUAUAAAACAAUGACUGACUGAAAUAAGUUAAAGGCUUCCAUCAUAGCUAAUAAUCAACCACUGAAGAUAGUAUCAAAUUGAAGAAGCCUUUCACUUAAUUCUGGUUCAUGCUUACGUAACCUUGGAGUAUCGGCACAAAGUAUCUGCAAUCCGAUUAUACGUAUAAAUGCAUCUAACUUGAUAUUUUAAUUUGUUAUGACUUGUGAAUCUCAAAUGCCAAUACAAAU
This is a messenger RNA of Rhincodon typus (whale shark), 1969 nucleotides long. RefSeq names its product interleukin-18 receptor 1-like. The record is from RefSeq and is a predicted model, not a curated record. The transcript is spliced from 12 exons. NCBI's taxonomy places the organism in Eukaryota, Metazoa, Chordata, Chondrichthyes, Orectolobiformes, Rhincodontidae. Gene Ontology annotation, biological process: signal transduction. Gene Ontology annotation, molecular function: interleukin-1 receptor activity. The coding region runs from base 74 to 1747 and encodes 557 amino acids.